Molecule: messenger RNA, 4370 nt
Organism: Corvus hawaiiensis (hawaiian crow)
Lineage: Eukaryota; Metazoa; Chordata; Aves; Passeriformes; Corvidae
Gene: TBX19
Product: T-box transcription factor 19
Exons: 8
Coding region: 211-1485 (424 amino acids)
Biological process (GO): mesoderm formation; heart morphogenesis; positive regulation of DNA-templated transcription
Cellular component (GO): nucleus
Molecular function (GO): DNA-binding transcription factor activity, RNA polymerase II-specific; RNA polymerase II cis-regulatory region sequence-specific DNA binding
Source: RefSeq, a predicted model, not a curated record
AGUCCUCUUUUUGUGUGGAGCGUAUGCGUAAACCUCCACACACUGGUGUCACUGCCCAUUGGGACAUCAGGGGAAAGAGCUAGGCAGUGGCAAAAGAGUGAGGAGAGCACGUUCGCCAGACGGUGCCCAAUGAACUGACUUCUUUUUUUAUUUAGCUUAUUAUUUUUGUCUUUUCAACAGCUACCUGAAGUUUCUGACAGUAAAGCCGUCAUGGCAGACCUGGGCUGCAAAAAGCCCAGCGACUGCACCGUCUCCAGGCUCCUCAGCGUAGUGGAGAGCGAACUCCGGGCUGGGAGAGACAAAGGCGACCCCACGGAGAAACAGCUCCAGGUUGUCUUGGAGGAUGCGACGCUCUGGCAGAGAUUCAGGGAAGUCACUAAUGAGAUGAUCGUGACCAAGAAUGGCAGGCGGAUGUUCCCUGUUUUGAAGAUCAGCGUGUCAGGCUUGGAUCCAAACGCCAUGUACUCCUUCCUGUUGGACUUCGCUCCGACUGAUGGCCACCGCUGGAAGUACGUCAAUGGAGAAUGGGUGCCAGCUGGGAAACCAGAGCCACCGAACCACAGCUGUGUCUACAUCCACCCAGACUCUCCCAACUUUGGGGCCCAUUGGAUGAAAGCUGCCAUUUCCUUCAGCAAAGUCAAACUUACCAACAAGCUCAAUGGGAGUGGGCAGAUAAUGUUGAACUCCCUGCAUAAAUAUGAGCCCCAGGUACACAUAGUUCGUGUGGGAGGCCCUCACCGGAUGGUGAUGAACUGCUCCUUCCCUGAGACCCAGUUCAUAGCUGUGACUGCCUAUCAGAAUGAAGAGAUAACAGCUCUCAAAAUCAAGUAUAAUCCCUUUGCCAAAGCCUUCCUGGAUGCAAAGGAAAGAAACCAUUCUAAGGAUGCUCCAGAAACAGUCUCUGAAGGUCAACAUAUGACAUACUCUCACUGUGGCUGGUUGAUUUCCAGCCCAGACCCAAUGUGUGCCUCGGGAAGCUCGAAUUACCAGUACAGUGGACCUUUGCCUCUGCCCGCUCCGCACGCUCCGCACAGCUGCGAGAGAUACUCAGCCCUGCGAGGCCAUCGGGCUGCUCCAUACCCACCCUCCUACAUGCAGAGGAAUCACUCCCCUACAGUUAAUUUGCUGGAGAGCUCCAGCAGUAAUCUUCAGGUAUUCUCAGGACAUGACAGCUGGACUUUGCCAUCCUCUCCACAUGCUAACUUGCUCUCAGUGCCACAUACAAAGGGAGGUGCCAGCCCUGGACCCAGCCACUACCCUUGCCUGUGGACAGUGAGCAACAGUGCUGUAAAUGUUGUCAACCCAGCAAGUGAGGUGAACAGCAGCCCUCCAAGCAUGUUUUUAAGGGGUAAUGUUCCCUUACCUGCUGCAUCAUCAGUGCAAAUCCCUCUGCAGGGAAUGGUGUCUGGCAGCACGGAAGCACAAGGGGAAGGCGCUCUCGCCAGAUUGUCCGACUCCACGUGGACAUCCUCACACUCCUUCUAAUGGACAGGCAGGUCCCGAGGGAAGCUCACCCAAACAAGAUGGACACAAACAGCAAAUGAUCCCUGAGGAGUGCAGUGCAGGGCAGAACGUAUGCAGGAAAAGGAUUUCAUCACUUCCCAUAAUGUACCUUUUGUGUGCCAGUUAAACCAAAAUGCAAAGGCUGGAAAUAUUAUAGGAAACAGCUUAUUACUGUAACCAUUAUGCAUCAUUCAGGAUGAUGUCCAGAAAGAAUCAUUUUAGUUAGCUUUGCUUCUAUAUCACAUUAAAAAUGGUCAGAGACAUGGGACUGAGUGAAGUAGACAUGGCAGCUGGAUAUUUGCAUGUCAUUCUAGAAGCUCUUUCUGUAACUAACAGCCAAGUCCAGGGAAAAUUGUGAGCAAGUUUGCAACUGGUCAUUUGAAGGGACAGCACUGCUUUAAAGGCUUCUGAAUCUCUUACAUAAAGGUUUUCACAAUACCUGAAAGUAAACCCCUCAGGGGAUGAAUUAGUCUGCCAUCCUAAUGCCACCUGCAUACAGCAUUCUCUGUCCCCUUCCCUUCUCCAGCUGCUGUUUGCUGUGUGUGUGCCAUGGGGAUAGUGGGCACACUCAAGCUGCAAAACUGGCUGCACUGUAGCAGCAGGGUGAAGGGCAGCUAGUUUAGCAUUUAGAGUCUGAUGUUACAGUCUUUGAAAUGGAAAGUUCCAGUGUUUCCAAUAUGUGCUAUUUUUGAAAGGGUGGAGAGAAAAGAAUUAUAGAAAAAAUAUUCAGCUUGCAUUUCCACUUUGCUUCAGAUAUACAGUACAAAUAAAGUAUGAAUACGUGGUGUAUUAUCUCCUCAGUGCCUUUCCAAGGUGUAAACACACACCCAGUCUUUCUCACCUAACAAACUCUGAGCUAUUUAAAGCAGCUCUGUCAGAAGCAAGUUGACAGAACAGGAAUUUUUGAUUCUUUGUCCAGUUAAUGGGGGUAUGCUCCUGGGCAUUGUAUUUCAUGUCUUCACACCUGUUUCCCCUCUCACUUUGUCUCCUUCAGCUUCCUUUUUCAGGCUACAGCUUUUCCCAUCCUGUGUGAGUGUACAGCAUUUAGCACAGUGGAGGCCUCAUUCUGUUUGGGAUUUCUAACCACUACUGCGAUGCAAAUAACAACAGCCAUCCCCCAGUCUUCCUUGUCCUUUCAUGUAUCUCCUCAGGCAAGCCCUAUCAAAUUCUCAGAGAAGAGUGCUGCUGUUUGAUUUCUAUAAAGAAAAAAUUGCAAUCUAACUCAUGUAGAUAUGUCCUUGUAUAAUGAAAUGCCCAGCAGCAAUUCAGGUCUGUUUAGAGUCAUGUGCUUUAAUAGGGGACAAUCCUCAGCAUAGAAGGGGAUUCUCCAAAGCUCCUGUGAGCUGGUGUCUCUGCUUCUGCUAGAUACAGCAACAAUCCCUUUGUGAAUACUCAUUUAUUGCAUACAGACCCUGGGAGCAAUAUUUUCUUUUGGGUAGACAUUAGAGGCAGCAGCAAGAGACCUCGAUUCAGGCUGUCAAAUGUGCAUGUGUCUGGUGAACUUAGCAAGCUUCUGUUUGGUAUUCUAUUACCUGGCCCUGAACCAUGCCCUUAAGUUGCUCUUAGUAUUAAGCAUUUCCAUGCCUUCCCCAUCUGGCUUUUCAGAUUUGCUGCAGGCAAGAUCAUGUGCCAGAAUGUACUCAUUAACACUGUUAGUUUUGCUGAGUUGUGCUGCAAUCCCCUAAGAUCAAGUAAUCAUGUUGCUUCAGAUGUGCAUUUUUAUUAAUAGAGGCAUUGGUCAAACAAGAGUUAAUAGAGUGCAAAAAGUUCUCCAUCCUGCUAUCAGUCUAAUCCUUGUCAGUCCUGACUGUAAAUCUGCCUUCCCACGUUCUGACAAAAGCUUGGUGAUGAGUUUCUCAAUGUUAUGUUUCCCUACCUUGCAGCAAGAAAUGUAGGUAGGUGUUUCUCUCAAAAAUAACUCUGCUUUACAGAUGAGGUUUAUUAACUAACUUAUGCUACCCUCUUGGCUGUUCAGCUCCCCACAGACACACCACACACAGAGUCUACACAAGAUGCUAAAAAGCAGGCAGGUGGUGACUUCUCUGUCCAGGACUCGCAAUGCUUCCUCCAUGGUUAAUGAGUUGGAUAAUUUCUUAUCCCAUAUACUGCAUUACAGUAAUACAAGAGUGAUAAUAAGGUGUUACACAAACUGCAUUUUUAUUACACAAAUAAACAAUGUAGGGGAACAUCUAAUUAGCUUUCCUGAUAGUCCCAUAGGAUUGAAAGAAUUAGAAAAUGAUCAAAGUGAACGGGCAAAGUAAUUUUUCUUUCUUUUCACUGUAAAAGCAGCCAUGAUUCAUGUCACAGGAAGGGAAAAGUUCUGAGACCUCAGAACUGAGCUAAGUCUUUGUCAUUGCAGACAAUCUGAUUUAGCCCAAGCCUGAGAAAUGACACAGAAAGAUAAAAUUACCCUUGGUUUGCUCACUACUCUUGGCCCCAUCUCAGUACAAGCUGCUAUUUGUAGCCCAAAGCCCUAGGCUUGAGGACAGCAGGGAGUGGGCUGAUCUUGGGUUUUGCGUUGGGGAGUCCUGCAAGGAACAGGGAGUUUGACUCGAUCCUUAUGGGUUCCUUUCAGCUUGAGAUCUGUGAUUCUGUUCUAUGAUUCUGGAACUUGGUAAAUGGUUUGGGAACUCCUAUCUGGUUUGGACAGGUUACUCCUAAGCAGUGGAAGCACUGGAGAAAGCUUUUGCUAACUGUUCACAAGAAAAACUGCUGUUCCAACUUCACAGAUCUCCUUUCCCACCACCAUGGACUUCCCUACAGCACAGUAAAAGGCUGGGAUGCUGUCUGCACUGUUCUCCUGUGGGUAGCAGAUUCCCUUAACUGUGAUGAAAACGGUUCUCCUCCUAAUAAACCAUUACUGUGGA